AUGAAAGCAGGUCUUGACGUAAGCAGAAUCACUGAUGAGGGUAGAGGCUAUGAGUUUGACGCAAAUGUUACCCUCCAGAAACGAGCCACGCCCCAAAUCACCGGCUCUAGCGUAGACAACUACGACCAAAAAGUCAUACUCCUCCAGAAGUCUUUCCGCCAAGUCAUCCAGAUUGCCCGCUACAGCCUCAAAGCUCCUGGAGUCACCCAAAAGCGCCGCUCCGAAAUCUACAACAAUUACUUCUUUGACAAAGACCUCACCCUGGUAGAGAAAGUCUUCCGGAAUAUCCUGGGCAAUAAGGUCCGCGAGGGCUCGGCCUCCUUCACCAAUAUCACGAUCAGCAUAGAUGUGCCUCAGACGGCGAGCGAGGAAUGUCAGAGGGGCAGGACACUGGCUUAUGUUGUCACGCCGGAACAUAAGCGAAUCCAACUCUGCCCGCUGUUUUGGACGCUGGCGGGGACUUACCUUGAGCAUGCUGACAGAUUAGAUAUUGGGCAGUUGAGGCCAAAGUGCUCUCAGAUUGGGGACUUUGUGUCCGAGGCUAUGACGUUUCCUGCCUUGCUGUUGCUGCAUGAGAUCUUGUGA
This is a messenger RNA of Bacidia gigantensis, 585 nucleotides long. RefSeq lists its product as uncharacterized. The transcript has a single exon. Gene Ontology annotation, molecular function: metallopeptidase activity. The record is from RefSeq and is a predicted model, not a curated record. The coding region runs from base 1 to 585 and encodes 194 amino acids. NCBI's taxonomy places the organism in Eukaryota, Fungi, Ascomycota, Lecanoromycetes, Lecanorales, Ramalinaceae.